Messenger RNA from Oxyura jamaicensis (ruddy duck), 620 nucleotides. Its product is annotated as transthyretin. The transcript has 4 exons. Gene Ontology annotation, biological process: purine nucleobase metabolic process. Gene Ontology annotation, molecular function: thyroid hormone binding. Bases 65 to 517 code for a protein of 150 amino acids. The record is from RefSeq and is a predicted model, not a curated record. Lineage: Eukaryota; Metazoa; Chordata; Aves; Anseriformes; Anatidae.
UAUAAAAUCCCAAAUCUCAUCAGCUCCUAGCUGUUGGCACCAGGACUCACUAAAAGCAAGCAGAAUGGCCUUUCACUCUGCUCUUUUUGUUUUCUUAGCUGGACUGGUAUUUCUUGCUGAAGCUGCACCACUGGUCUCCCAUGGUUCCGUUGAUUCCAAAUGCCCUCUCAUGGUGAAAGUGCUGGAUGCAGUCAGAGGAAGUCCUGCAGCUAAUGUAGCUGUUAAAGUCUUUAAAAAGGCCGCCGAUGGAAGCUGGCAGGACUUUGCCACUGGGAAAACCACAGAGUAUGGUGAGAUCCAUGAGCUCACAACAGAAGAACAGUUUGUAGAAGGAAUAUACAGGGUUGAGUUUGACACCAGCUCUUACUGGAAAGGACUUGGCCUUUCCCCAUUCCAUGAAUAUGCUGAUGUGGUGUUCACUGCUAAUGAUUCUGGUCACCGCCAUUACACCAUUGCCGCUCUCCUCAGUCCUUUCUCUUAUUCAACCACUGCUGUUGUCACUGAUCCAAAGGAAUAAACAUGUACUGUCAUUACACAAACACCCACCUCUGCUAGGACUAUUGUAGGCUUUUAGGAGGAAGGGUUUUUCUAUUGCUAAUGCAUAUCUUUUUGCUAUAUUA